Messenger RNA from Leptidea sinapis, 1779 nucleotides. Its product is annotated as heterogeneous nuclear ribonucleoprotein A1-like. The record is from RefSeq and is a predicted model, not a curated record. The transcript is spliced from 7 exons. NCBI's taxonomy places the organism in Eukaryota, Metazoa, Arthropoda, Insecta, Lepidoptera, Pieridae. Gene Ontology annotation, molecular function: RNA binding. Bases 145 to 1068 code for a protein of 307 amino acids.
GAAAUUUGCGUGACUGGCUACUGCUAUUCUAAAUUCUGAUUUACGAUAGGUUUUUGUUUGAGUUCCAGCUUGCCGGUAUUUCUAUUUUCUUGCUGAAACUCUGACAUAAAUUUGUUUGUAGAAUUUACAAAUUGUUAAAAUAAAAUGAAACCCAGAGGCGGUGAUGACUUCGAAGAGCCUGAGCAUAUGCGGAAACUCUUCAUAGGCGGAUUGGACUAUAGAACCACUGAUGUGUCAUUGAAAGAGUUUUACGAACAAUGGGGUGAAAUAGUUGACGUAGUUGUGAUGAAAGAUCCGCAAACGAAGAGGUCUCGCGGAUUUGGUUUUAUCACAUACUCUCAUGCACACAUGGUGGAUGAUGCGCAAAGGAAUAGACCUCAUAAGAUCGAUGGAAGGAUUGUGGAGCCUAAGAGGGCUGUACCAAGAGAAGAAAUAAAUAGACCUGAUGCAAGUGCGACUGUUAAGAAAUUAUUUGUAGGUGGAAUGAAACAAGAUAUAGAGGAGGAAGACCUAAGGUCCUAUUUUGAAUCAUAUGGAAAUAUUGUUAGUGUCAGUCUUGUUACUGAAAAAGAUACUGGCAAGAAAAGGGGCUUUGGAUUUGUUGAAUUUGAUGAUUAUGAUCCUGUUGACAGAAUAUGCUUGCAUCAGAGUCACAAAAUUAAGGGGUUCAGAGUUGAUGUGAAAAAGGCCAUGUCAAAGUCUGAAAUGGGAGGCAGUGGUACUGCUGGUGGAGGUGGAGGAGGUGGGAAUAAGAGGGGUGGUAGAAGUGGCUGGAGUAAUCGGCAGGAUAAUCAGGAUUGGGGCAAUUCUGGUGGCUGGAACAAUCAAAACCCAUGGGACAAUGGAGACAAUUGGGGUAACCAAGGAUAUGGAAGCCAGGGUGGUGCCUGGAACCAGCAGUCAGACAAUUUCGGGACUGGAUAUCAACAGAACUAUGGAGGUGGACCAAUGCGUCCAAAUUUUAAUGCAUCCAGACAACAACCUUAUAAUUCAGGGGGUUAUAAUACAGCUGGUGGGCAAUCUUACAACAACAUGGGAAGUGCGACCGGAAACCAGAGACGUUACUAAACUUGGCUUCUUGUAUGAAGUUGUGCUUAGUUGAAGCUAGGCAGGAAGUUAGAUUAGGACUAACAUCGUGUUAUGAGGGCCAUCCAGCAACUACAACAAUGUAGGCAGGUUCAUGUAAGGUUUGUUCCUAUAUCGGGGAUAUGUUUUCUUUUACACAAAUCACAGUUUUUACAUAAUAUUUCACAUAACACCACCAGUUUGUGUAUUCCUUAAGUUUGAAGUGAAUUAUUUUAUGUUUAUUAAUUACUGUAAAAGCUGUGCUAUUUAGGCAAUAAGAGAUAAAAUGUUUAUAUACUUAUAUUUAUCCUAUGAGACAUGUUAGUAUUACAUUCCAAUUAUUAAAAGAAAUUUAGUCAUCAUACAGAUUAUAAAUAUUUUUGUUGUCUUAAUGAACUUCAUAUAAACAUUAUUUUUCCUAUUUGCAUAUAAGAUUAUUUACAUUAUUACAUUAUUGUUCCUAGGCAUUUUAGAUGUUAGACAUACUAUAGAAUAAUCAAAUGUAUAUCUACCACAGAUAAUUGUAUUUUAUUCUGUUAUGGGGUUUCUCUUUAUGUGUUGUUAUAAGCAAGAAAUUGUAAUUUUAGUUUUUGUGUGCAAUUUAUUAAAUAUACACUAUUUUCCAUGGACUAUUCUACACUUGAGCCAUCGAUCGUGAUCGUGGAAAAGGCCAUGGUGAGUUGGUUUCAUUGAAAUAAACUAAUUAUAAUUAAA